This is a messenger RNA of Musa acuminata subsp. malaccensis (wild Malaysian banana), 821 nucleotides long. RefSeq names its product transcription factor MYB13-like. NCBI's taxonomy places the organism in Eukaryota, Viridiplantae, Streptophyta, Magnoliopsida, Zingiberales, Musaceae. The record is from RefSeq and is a predicted model, not a curated record.
AGAUGGGGCGAGGGCGCGCACCAUGCUGUGAGAAGAUUGGGCUGAACAAAGGCACAUGGACGGAAGAAGAGGACAUGAAGCUGAUAGCUUACAUCCACAAGUACGGGCACCAGAACUGGCGUGCGCUCCCCAAGCUUGCUGGUCUGCUGCGAUGCGGAAAGAGCUGCCGCUUGAGGUGGACUAACUACCUUCGCCCCGACAUCAAGCGAGGCAACUUCACCAAGGACGAAGAGGACACCAUCAUCAAGCUGCACGCUUUGCUAGGGAACAAGUGGUCCAAGAUCGCGUCCUUCCUUCCCGGGCGGACCGACAACGAGAUCAAGAACGUGUGGAACACGCACCUGAAGAAGCGUGCGGCGUCGGGAGAGCAGCAGCCGGUGACGAACGGCGCGUCCACGUCGACGGGCGAUCGAAUGGCCGGCGCGAUCGAGAUCCCCGUCGACCCGACCGUCGACAUGUUCGUCAUCUUAGACGAUGCUCUUUCGACGUCGAUGCAGAGCAACGAGAUGGAGGACAGCGUGUUCCUGGAAACGUUGGGCGUCCGACAGGAUUCCCUUUGGACGUCGCCGCAGAAGCAAUCCCGCGGCUCGGUGGCAUCGGUGGGCACCGACGGUCCGUCGAUACCUGACGUGAGGCAGCCGGAGGCAUGCGAAGAAGCCGAUGGCACGAGAAGAGAUGGGCAGAGGGAAGAGUGGUUGGAUUACUUGGAGAAGGAGCUCGGACUGAGGGACGAAGGGGAGGCAUGGGAUCGCUGGGAUGAGAUGGAGGGUGAUUUGGUGGCCACUUUUCUUCAGGAUGAUAUCUUCUCUCCAUACGAUUAG